Molecule: messenger RNA, 519 nt
Organism: Closterium sp. Yama58-4
Lineage: Eukaryota; Viridiplantae; Streptophyta; Zygnematophyceae; Desmidiales; Closteriaceae
Source: the annotation of a GenBank genome assembly
AUGGCGGAGGAAGUUAUUCUUACAGCGAACGACCUUAUCAUGGGGCCGCCAUCGCCUGUGAUUCCGCGAGACCUCUCGCCGCGAGUGUUGGAGGGCGUCGAUACGUGCAGCGACCGAUUGAGAGCUCUCUUUGAAUGCUUGCAUGCGAACGAGGUGGAGCCCUUCUGCCAGGAUGCCAUCCUCACACUACGACGAUGCACGGCGCACCGGGAUGAGGUGCUGCGAGCGCGGCUGCUGCAGGCAGAGGGGGAGGCAGCGGCCUGUCGGUCAGCAGAGGGCAACGAGGAGCGAGUGGGGGUGAUGAAGGGGCAGGCGGAGCAACUGGAGAGGCGGCUCAUCCUGGCCAGUGCCACGCCCGGCCCUGAGGGCUUCCAGGCGCGGUGGAGGCUGCAUGGCGAGCUACAAGACACCAGGGCAAGAAUGAAGGUGCUUGAAGCCAAGAUGCACGAGCGGCAGGAGCAGGCGUCCAGAGAGAAAGAAAGGGCCAGCAGCAGCAAGCCGUGGUGGCGAAUAAUCUAG